AUGCGCAGCUUAAUUGGGGCCCUGGAGCAUUUGCAGCGAGUGAAGACCCUGAUCAUCAAGGAGUGUAGUGAUAUCACGACUCUGCCCGUGUCUCUUCCCCGCGUGCCUGCACUCACCGAACUCAACCUUGACAUGGGACGACUUUCAGUGCUGCCCGAAGAUCUCGGGCAGCUGUCAGUGCUUCGAACGCUCGUGCUGAACCUGAGGAGUCUCACAGCCUUACCUGAUUCCAUCGCUCUGGUUACCACACUGAAAGAGCUCUCCCUCACUGAUCUACUGAAUCUGACACAUCUGCCCCAAGAGUUCGGGCAGCUGGUUUCUUUGGAGAAGCUGUGCCUGAAGCGCCUUCCGCAGCUCACACAUCUGCCCGAAUCCUUCGGACAGCUGGCAGCUCUUCGGGAGGUGAAGUUUUUGGAGUGUGGAAAUCUGCAGCAGCUCCCGGACUCCCUAUCGCAGCUAUCUUCUCUCGAGCACCUCGAGUUGGAAUAUUCGCCGCGCCUCACGGUGUUGCCAGACGACAUGGGAAAGGGUCUGCACUCCUUGCGCCAUUUAUUUCUACUGGACUGCACCGCUCUCACCCACCUCCCUCCAUCCUUCUCUGGUCUGACGUCUCUCGAAACCCUCCGGAUCCGAUGCGCGAAACGCUUCAGGGGGGCGCUGCUAGACGGCUUUGGGAGUUUGAAGAGCCUCAAGGAGCUGUCGCUCGGCUCUAUGCCGCGCCUAUCCUCCCUUCCUGCCUCCUUCUCGGGUGUUUCUUCCCUCACCACCCUGGAAGUGGGGAAUUGCCCUAAAGUAACGGUCCUGCCUGAGGGAAUCGGACGGCUGGAGAAGCUGGAGGAGGUCAGGAUCUUUGGGAUGGACGGCCUGAUUUGUCUCCCUCCGUCGCUUCUUGACCUGCCUUGUCUGCGGGCGCUGGACGUGCGGGGAUGUGAUGGGUUAAGUGCGCUGAAGCUUCUGGAAAUGGACAGGCUUGAGUCUCUCCCUGAUUCCAUCUCUCAACUCUCGCAUCUGCAAAGGCUUAAGGUUGAUUCUGCUUCUAUUCUGAAAGCACUGCCCGAAACCCUUGGAGGGCUGGCAGGGCUGCGUGUCUUGCAGCUGGUUUACCUCACGACAAUGCGGCAGCUGCCCGAGUCUCUCGGGCAGCUGAAAAAGCUCGAGACACUGGAGAUUAUCGAUUGCUUCAAGCUGAUGCAGCUUCCGGAUUCGUUUGUGAAUUUAUCCAAGCUGCGAUCCUGCUCUUUUAUCAAGCUCGGAGUCUCAAUCAUCCCUGAUGACAUCUGGAAGCUGUCUUCCCUCCAGAAGUUGCUGAUUCUGGGAUUGAAGCAGUUGCAAAGCUUGCCAGAUUCGUUCACCCAGCUGCCUAAGCUUGAGGAGCUGGAGGUGUGUGCGUGCAAGAAGCUGACUCGGUUGCCCUCUUUUCUUAGGAAAAUGCCGUCGCUGCGGGAGUGCCGCAUCAGUGAAUGCCCUUUGCUGCCCAGGCGAGACAUGAGAGGAGUUUUUGUAAGGAGAGUAGAGGAGGGAGAGGAGGGGGAGGGGGAGGAAGGGGAUGCGGAAGAGGAUGAGGGGGAGGAGGGAGGCGAUGUGGCUGGUGAAAGGGAAGAGGCAGGCGGGGAGUCAUCAGAGGAAGAGGAGAGUGGCGGUGAGGAUGAGGAGAGUGGUGGGGAGGAUGACGAGAGUGGUGGUGAAGAUAGUGAUAUUGAGCAUGAGUAUGCGUUGGACAGUGAUUAUGAGAUGGGUGAUGGCGGAGGCUGGGGGGAGGAGAGUGAAUGA
Molecule: messenger RNA, 1770 nt
Organism: Closterium sp. NIES-65
Lineage: Eukaryota; Viridiplantae; Streptophyta; Zygnematophyceae; Desmidiales; Closteriaceae
Source: the annotation of a GenBank genome assembly